Molecule: messenger RNA, 1908 nt
Organism: Strongyloides ratti
Lineage: Eukaryota; Metazoa; Nematoda; Chromadorea; Rhabditida; Strongyloididae
Product: Major facilitator superfamily and Major facilitator superfamily domain, general substrate transporter and Major facilitator superfamily associated domain-containing protein
Exons: 1
Coding region: 1-1908 (635 amino acids)
Cellular component (GO): membrane
Source: RefSeq, a predicted model, not a curated record
AUGAUAGCAGAUUCUAUUGGUGAUGAUAAAGUUAUUAGAAUUUUUGGUCGUGAAAUAUCGAGAGAUAUUUUUAUGCUAAAAGUUUUUUACCUUUUAUAUUUUGCCUCAUUUGGUUCAUUAUUUCCAUUGUUAGCUGUUUAUUUUAAACAAUUAGGAAUGACAGCAGCACAGGCAGGACUUUUGUUAGGUUCAAGACCAUUUAUUGAAUUUGCCUCAGAACCAUUUUGGGGAUUUUAUGCUGAUAAAUUUAAAAGUGGAAAAUUUUUAUUAUUAUUUUCUUUAGGAUCUUUAGUUAUUUCAACAUUAGCAAUAGGAUUCGUCCAACCCCAAACACCAUAUUGUGUAAUAUUAGAUAAAAAUAUUACCAAAGAUAAUUGUAUGUAUCUUGCUGCAGCUGGACCAGCUAUUAAAGGUGGACCAUUAGGUUUAAUUAAAGAAUCAGUUGGAUUGGGAAGAAGAAAAAGAAGAGAUGCAAGUAAUCAAAUUAUAGAUACAAUUAUAGAUCUUAGUAGUUAUGAUAAGGAAGAAGAUAUGAUUCCAGGUAUUGCACCAGAAUAUAUUACAUCUGAUAAAGUAUGUAAUUAUGAAGAAUCUCAAUAUGGAAUUUUACUUUCACCACCUCAUAGUUCAAGAGUUUAUAGAGAACCAGCUGUUGAACAGGCAUUUAUGCUUCUACUAUUAAUAAUACUUAUUGGUGAAUUUUUUUCAUCACCAGCAAUAGUUCUUGUUGAUGGGAUAACUUUAUCUGUUGUCAAAAAUACACCAAAAAUGUUUGGUAGAGUUCGUUUAUUUGGUUCUAUUGGUUGGGGUGUUGCUAUGUUUAUAAUGGGUAUUGGUCUUGAUUACUCUGAUACUUUUAAAAAUCAUCCAUGUCCAAUAAAAAAUACUACAGAAAAAAAUUAUACAAUAUGUUUUUUAACAUGUUCUUUAUUUACAGUAUUAUCAAUGAUUGUAUCAACUCAAUUAAAAUUUCCAAAAUCAGAACAACAAACAAAGGCAGAAGAGAUUGGUGGAUUAGUUAUGGAUAGUCGAGUUGAGGAAGUUGAUCCAGCUAUUGCUCAAAGAACAAUGGGAAAACAGUUACAUGCACCAGAAAAUACCUCAGAAACAUUUUUAUCAAAAUGGGGAGCAUUAAUAAAGGCAUCAUUAAAUCUUCCAUUUACAAUUUAUCUUCUUUCUAUUGCUAUAAUUGGAUUUGGUUCAGGUUUAAAUUUUAGUUUUUUGUUUUGGCAUCUUCAAGAUUUUGGAGGAUCACCAACAUUAUUUGGUUUAUGUUCUGUUGUUAAUCAUAUAGCAGAAGUUAUCAUGUUCUUUUAUUCAUUUAGUGUUAUAAAUAAAUAUGGUUAUGUCAAAACAAUGUAUGGUUUACUUGGUGCUAAUAUUUUAAGAUUUUUAGCACUUUCAUGGUUAACAAAUCCAUGGAUGGUUUUACCAUUACAAUUUGUUCAAGGUAUAAUUAAUUCACUUACUUGGGCAUGUGCCUCAUCAUAUGUUUCAUUAGUUGCUCCACCACAUCUUAAACAACAAUGUCAAAGAUUUUUAGCACUUCUUUUUAAUGGAAUAGCAAGAGGUUGUGGUGGAAUUAUUGGUGGAUUUAUAAUUUCUUAUGUUGGAACAAGAACAAUGUUUCAAAUAAAUGCAUUAAUUUCAAUAAUAAUUUUAGUUUCUAAUUAUUGUAUUAACAAGCUUACAAAAGGUUCUGGUUUUAAAUACAAUACAUAUGGUGAAUUUGAUGAUGAUGGUGCUGAUGCAGCAUUAGCACCACAUGGUAUACCGUUAAUAUCAGGUGAAAAUAAUUUACAAAAUGCAUUUAAUCAAACUAGUGUUAUAAACACAAACUAUGGAACUAUUGGUCAAGAUCCCCAAGAUGAAGCUUAUGAUAGAUAUGUUAGUAAUCCUUAUGACUAG